CAGUAUGGCUUCUCCAGCUCUACUCAUGCGUGUGGUCGCCUCUGCAUAUUCAGUUGCGGAAAAAGCUGCAACAAUUGUCAGAAAUGUAAUGGCUGCAGGAGAUCUGGGGAUAGUGGAGAAGACUGGAGCCAAUGACUUGCAGACCAAAGCCGACCGACUGGUACAAAUGAGCAUUUGUGCUUCCCUAGCACGGAAGUUUCCCAAGAUGACAAUCAUAGGAGAAGAAGAACUGCCCAGUGAUGAGGUAAAUGAGGAAUUAAUUGAAGAUGGUCACUGUGAAGAAAUCCUGAAGAAACCUUGUCCUGCUCAGUACACAGGAAUUAAAGAGGAAGAGCUUGUAAUAUGGGUUGAUCCCUUGGAUGGAACCAAGGAGUACACUGAAGGUCUCCUUGACCAUGUGACGGUUCUUAUUGGAAUUGCUUAUGGAGGCAAAGCAAUAGCAGGAGUUAUUAACCAGCCAUAUUACAACUAUGAGGCAGGAGCUGAUGCUGUGUUGGGCAGGACAAUCUGGGGAGUCCUGGGCAUAGGUGCCUUCGGAUUUCAGCUCACAGAAGCACCUGCUGGGAAACACAUCAUUGUUACCACCCGUUCUCACAGCAGCACCCUGGUAAAUGACUGCAUCAGUGCCUUGAACCCAGACAGUGUCAUCAGAGUUGGAGGGGCAGGAAACAAGGUAUGA
This is a messenger RNA of Antrostomus carolinensis (chuck-will's-widow), 679 nucleotides long. RefSeq names its product 3'(2'), 5'-bisphosphate nucleotidase 1 (gene BPNT1). The transcript has 6 exons. The record is from RefSeq and is a predicted model, not a curated record. Gene Ontology annotation, molecular function: 3'(2'),5'-bisphosphate nucleotidase activity. NCBI's taxonomy places the organism in Eukaryota, Metazoa, Chordata, Aves, Caprimulgiformes, Caprimulgidae. Bases 5 to 679 code for a protein of 224 amino acids.